AAUCCCAUUGGUUCCCGCGACCCCGCGCCUGCGCGCUGGCCGCCAGGACACAGCGAUGGCGGCUGCGGCGGUGGCGGCCCCCGAGGUCCUUCGGGAAUGUGGCUGCAAGGGCAUCCGGACCUGUCUAAUCUGCGAACGGCAACGCGGAGGUGACCCACCCUGGCAGCACUCCCCACAGAAAACGCAUCGUUUUGUUUACUACUCGGACACUGGCUGGGCUGUGGGGGCCGAGGAGUCUGACUUUGAAGGCUGGGCCUUCCCCUUCCCUGGUGUGACGCUGAUAGAGGACUUCGUCACCCAGGAGGAGGAAGCUGAGAUGGUGCAGCUUAUGGACCGGGAGCCUUGGAGGCUCUCACAGUCUGGACGGAGGAAGCAGGACUACGGUCCCAAAGUCAACUUUCGGAAACAAAAGCUCAAGACCACUGGCUUCCAAGGCCUCCCCAGCUUCAGCCGGGAGGUGGUGCGGAGAAUGGGCCUCUACCCCAUCCUGGAGGACUUCCGGCCCGUGGAGCAGUGUAACCUGGACUACUGCCCAGAGCGGGGCUCAGCCAUCGACCCCCACCUGGACGACACCUGGCUGUGGGGGGAGCGGCUGGUGAGCCUCAACCUCCUGUCUCCCACCGUGCUGUCCAUGUCCCGGGAGGCGCCCGGCAGCCUGCUGCUCUGCCUGGCCCCAUCCGGCUUCCCAGAAGCCUUGGUGGAAGGCGUGAUGGCCCCCAGCAGGUCCGUCCUGUGCCAGGAGGUGGAGGUGGCCGUGCCCUUACCCCGCCGCUCUCUGCUCGUGCUCACCGGGGCCGCACGGCACCAGUGGAAGCACGCCAUCCACCGCAGACACAUCGAGGCCCGCCGUGUGUGCGCCACCUUCAGGGAGCUGUCAGCUGAGUUCUGUGCUGGGGGGAGGCAGCAAGAGCUUGGGCAGGAGCUCCUGCAAAUCUCCCUCUCCUUUCAGGGGAAGCCCUUGUGAGCUGCCUCCCCGGGAACGGCAGGUGGCGCCAGGCCCGGCCUGGGGUGCCGGCCUGGAGUCGACUCUUUGUCAGGAUCGAAGUGGGGAGCCCGGCACAAGGGUCUCCCUUCACAGCUCAUCAGGUGUUCGGAGAAGACUGCUGGCCCCCGGCGCAGGGCAGUGCAAGCCCUGCUGGGAACUGUUUUGAUGGGCAUGUGCCUCGGGUCAGCCCCUUGGAGCCACACCAUGGCCACUCAUUUGGGUUAAUUUGUCACAGUUUGAGGGAAGUGGCAUAAUUUGAGUUUAAAAAAUAUCGGCAUCACUUAAAGCCAUUUUCUCCUUUAUCCAUCUCUCUCAGGAGGUUUCCUGAUACCCCUCUGUGAAGCACCUCCAUCUGGGUAGCGUGUGGGAUUGGAGAAUGGAAUUGGUAGAAGAUUUGAACUUAUUACUGUUCCAAGUUUCAGAGCUGGUGACAGCUUCUGAGUCAGACUCUGCCUGGGUUAUACUUAAUCCAACCUUGGGGCGCAGGAUGCAGUGAGGACAGGGAAAUCCGAGAGUCUGAUGCACACACAGCCCACCCCACCCCUGCCCCACACAAUGGUGUUAAAAAGUGAGGGGGGAAUUCUCUUCAGCUCCCAGGACAGCACGAGGUGGUGCUGCGUGCGGCGCUCACCUGUGUGGGUGGCCGCACCUGUGCAUCUGCGGCCAGGUGUGCAGGCCGUGGAAGUAGAGGGGAUGGCAGCGUUCCCUGGGCCUGCAGGGCCGGCCCUCUCCUGCUGCUUACGUGACCAAGUACUCUGUUCACCCGCCACAUGCUGAGAGCCAAACUUGAGUGACCAGUGCUCCGUCACAGCCUGGAAAGUUCAUGGUCAGCACUAGUCUUAAUAAUCACUCUGGGACUCUAAGAGCUGGGAGGUUGGGGGCUAAGAGCUGGGAGGUUGGGGGAGCCACAGGCCACUGCACUGCCGGUGAAGUCGCAUCCAGGUGCUGAGCCACUGGCUUGGACAGGAGAACACUGGGAAGACCCAAUGGAGAGGCUGCUGGAGCCUUUAGUGACUGCCUGAGCCCAGCUGCUGGGUGGGGACUGGUGGGCUCCCAGAUGCCUUAAGUGCCACUGAGUCAGCUCCCUUGGAGUAGGAGGGUGGAGGACAGGUUCUUCCCAGGUCUUGUAACCUCCACACAAGCCCUGAGAGACCCUGCUCUGGGUCCUUAAUACCAGGCAUUCUUCCAGCCAGUCCUGUUGCACCUGAGCAGCUACAGACGUGCAGGUGUGGUGAUCCGCUCCACAGGGUGCAGUGGGGGCUGGGCCCUAGAGCAGCUCACCCCUGGGUGGGGCCUGCAAGAUGCUCAGCCAGUAAAGGUGGGAAUGGGUGUUCAGGAAAUGCUGUACCCCAAGAUCUGUCUGGGAGACCUGUUAAGGCUGGGGAAUCACUCACAGAGAAGCUGCUUCUCCUGGAAUCUCCUAGUGCUGGUCAGGUGUUUGAUUUCUGGCCUUUCCCAUAAUCCUACAGGGCACAUGCUAGAGAAUGCUCUCUCACUAGUACAGUUGGUGAUCCCGGGCCCAGUUGUCCUUGAAGCUGCUGCAUGAAGAAGGUCAGGCUCCAGGUGGCCAGUGUCUCACUUCAGCUACCCGCUAGGAUGGGGCUGGGGAGUCUCCUCCAGAGCCGCUCCUAGGCACCACUGCAGCCACUGCCUGGGGUACAGUGUCUGCCUCACACCCGUACUUCAGGGAGCAGUUCCUGCUCUCCUUACACGCCAGACGUCUGUGGUGCCGACUGCUUGGUCUGUGCCAGUGCUCUCGGGCCUCAGACUAGAAGACAGGAGCCUGUGGGAACGUGCUGACAGAAGCAUCCUCUUCCCGAGCAAGUUGGGGGGACUCUGCUGGCGUUCCCCAGCCCGCCCAGCUUUGGAAAGAUGUUGAGGAAGUCUGGGGCCAGUUAGUUGUUCACAGGGUUGGUGAGGCCGAAGCUGGUGUAAUGGGCUGAGCUCAGUCCAGGGAGGACCCUCUGGGUUAAUUCUGCCGAGAUGUGCAGAAACUGCCUGUGCUGUGUCCCCAGCACCUCGGGGAAGCAGGGGCGGGAAAGGGUUCAGCAUGUUCUAAAGGGGCCUAAAGAGUAAGCUCAGUCCCGUCCCACUUCACUCUGCUGGGCCCUCCCCCUCAACCUAGGAGCAUGAGUCAGAAUGAGUCCUCAGCAGGUCAGCUGGGUGGUAAGUGGGCCUGGCCACUGUAGGUUUGCUAGACGAACUGGAGAAUCGGUCCACGGAGCCAGUUUGCUGGCCUGGCACUCUGUGCUGAGCCCAGGCCCUUGGUGCCUCUAGGGUCUGGGGAGUCCCCUCUGGGCUGUAGAGGCAGUCAGGCCCCUCCCUGUAUUGGCAGAACUAUUCCAUGUAGUGGUGCCGGCUGCUUUGCACACCUAAUUCCUAGGGGCGUCCAGGUUGAAGUGCCAGAAAAUUACUAAUGGAUAGAAACUCCUAGAAGGGGGCUUUAGUGGGCAGCUGUUACAAAACAGCUCUGGGAGUUUCCUCCUGAGUGCCAGGGCAACGAGAGGGACCUGCAUUACCGCCACCCAGCUGGACACUGGCCUCUCCAGAGCUCCAGGUUCCUGGGGUUGGAGGGAGCCCAGUGGGGCCAGAGCUUCCAUGGCUCAGCUCUGCUCCUGGAGGACCACGAGUUGCCUGUCCAGGCGGCCCUGUCGGCACUUGGCUGUACUAGGCGCCGCCCCUUGCUGUGGCUCUGGAAAGGGGAGCCCUGCUUGGGAAGAAAAGCUGCAGGAAGGGGACUCCCAUUUGUCAGGUGCCUCGUGGCAUGUGUGGACCCUAGUGCCCUGCCCGAGAAGUCCUUCACCCGGGAAGCCUGUUAGGACACUGACAGGUGACCAAAAUUAGGAGGAGGCAGGAGGAACUUAACCCAGGAUGCAGCAGACACCGGGGAAGGAACAGGGACUACCCACAGCAUUCCACCAAGGACAGAGUUCAUUUAUUCAAUCCAGACCAACUUUUAGAAACCUGUACACAGGACAGUGGUUCCGCACCCCGUACAUGGUCUGCACAGUGUCAUGCAUAACGAACUGACGAGCACGAGACGGGUGAGACUGCAGGUGAACCUCCUCCACCCGGGCUCCGCGGCUUCAUCCCCGAGACCUUCCUGGAAGACAUGGACUACCUUCUGCCCUCACCGUCUCUAAAAUGGAAGCACUUGAGUUUUGGAGCUUCUGGUCAGUACUGAAGGGAGACUGCGCCCCACUCUGGAAUGGGCCCCCAGUCCUUGCAGGCAGUCGUUGGGAGCACCAGAAGGUCUGUUCAGAGGGAAUCGGGCAAGGCCACACCAGCCCCUGGGUGGCCCUCAGCACCUCGCCACAGAACGGCCGCCGUACCAGAACACUCGCAGUCACAUUAAACUUCCCAAAUCCACAUUUCUAGCCUGUCAUUUGCCAGCCCCUUCCCCACACUGCCCAGCUGAGCUGUUGUUCCUGCAGCUCCAACAGAAAUUCUCUGGAAGGCUGGAGCGGGAAAGCACUCUGGAUGAGAGAAUGAGGAAUUAC
This is a messenger RNA of Phyllostomus discolor (pale spear-nosed bat), 4485 nucleotides long. It is a transcript of the gene ALKBH4, whose product is annotated as alkB homolog 4, lysine demethylase. NCBI's taxonomy places the organism in Eukaryota, Metazoa, Chordata, Mammalia, Chiroptera, Phyllostomidae. Bases 56 to 964 code for a protein of 302 amino acids. The record is from RefSeq and is a predicted model, not a curated record. Gene Ontology annotation, molecular function: demethylase activity; actin binding; oxidoreductase activity. The transcript has 3 exons. Gene Ontology annotation, biological process: actomyosin structure organization; protein demethylation; oxidative demethylation. Gene Ontology annotation, cellular component: contractile ring; midbody.